GUGACAGCAGAAUGGGACCAAAUAACGGAUUAAACGUCGUGGCAAAUCAUAGCAGGUUUCACCGCGGACAGCCAAGUAGGCCCUGGUCUUAGACAACAGUCAAAUAGUGUAUUUUCUUCGUAACACAUUGACACCAUGCAAGGCAUUUAUUUCGGAAUAUGCGCGAUUUUAUUCGCAUUUAGACGCGAGGUAUUCGGAGUUACUCCGGAUCGCAUUCCUGAACUCAAGUUUCCAAAAUAUGACGGCAGGACCAGAGUCCUGAAUCUAAAUUCUGUGAAACUCUUCGACAAAGUUGUCAAGAGACAUGAGAUCGUGGUGGUCCUAUUCACUCUACCAAAAACUGAUGACCCAGUGUCGCAUAAAACGUGGACCAUCAAUGACUACAUGCUCGAGAUGACUGCACAAGUCAUGCAUACCAGAGACAUCGCCAUUGGUUAUGUCGACAUCCUCGCAAAUGCCGAUAUUGCUGCAAAAGAGGGUAUAACGCGAGAUGGUGCGGUGCACGUCUAUCGUGGGGGCCGCAAGUUGAUUUUUUACGGUCAUAGAUCUCCAGAGGUUCUCAUUGCAUUUCUUAUGAAGUUGUUUGGUAAGCCUGUCACAAUCCUUGAAAGCAAGUCACAGAAGAAGAGUUUUGAUAACGCAGAUCCUCCCAAGGUCAUUGGUUACUUCCAGGAGAAAAAUAAGGGUUAUAAAGCUUUUGAAGAAGCAGCCAAGAAUUUCCAGCCAAAUAUUCCUUUCUAUGCAGUUUUUGAUAAAAAGGUUGCCAAGCCGCUGAAGCUGAAGAAUAUUGGUACCAUCCAUUUUUAUAAACCGUAUGAAAGUCAUGUGAAAACAGUUCCAAAUAAUCCUGCCAGUUCCUCAGAAAUCAUCGAUCACAUUGAGGCAAACAGACGUCCAAUCUUACGAAAGUUAUCUCUCGAUGACGUCCACUCUACUUGGACGCAUCAUCCACACGCCCAUCUGAUUAUUGCGUUCGUACGUCCCCACACGGAAGAUGGGAUGGCCUUCUUUACGUUGCUCAAGAAACUCGCCCGUGCCAAUGGUGAGAAUGAAAACAUCAGUAUCGUCUGGAUCGACCCUGGACCAUUCCCAACAAUGCUGGAGUACUGGGAACGAACGUAUGGUAUUGAUGUCCUCCAGUCGUCCAUCGGUCUUGUAAAUAUCACUGAUAACAAAAGCUCCUGGUUCGACGUUGCUCAGUUAGAAUCCUUGCCAGAAGGUGGACGCCUUCGCGUCCUCCAGCAGUGGCUGUCCAAGGUCGAAAACGGUUCAAUAACAGUCGAACCAAAGUACGAAACGCAACAACAUAAAAGUCCAUCUGAACACAAGGUCAACCAAACCAACGUCAGUAAAGUCGCUGAUGAGAACCUCAAGAUGCAAACGAAAGUGGAAUCUGGUGUGCGUGAUGAACUAUAGGUGGUGCUGUGACUUCUGUUAAACUGACUUGGCCAUCGUAUGUGGCAAAUGAUAGUGAUCUAUUCCCUUGUGAUAUCGAUCUGUUCUUAAAGGGAGACUACAGGCUGGAGCCAGAUGGGCCAGAUUGAAUACAAAGUGGCCUACUAGCCUGCCAUCUUACUGUCUGUCAAGUCUAUUCACAUCUGGUGACCAUAGUCCCCUUUAAGUCUGUUGUUUUAAAUAUUCUGCGGCAACCGGUCCUUCCCGUACAGUUUUCCUUUGACACUUUGUAUGCUCCAAACCUUUUUCGAUGUAUUUUUUAGGAGCCUCAGAUUCUCUUUUUUUUCUUCAAAAUUAUGGUCCAAAUCAAAUCUAUUUGGCAGCUGUCUCAAGCCAUAGCAAUUUGAUGGUAAAUUUGGGGUUGGGGAGCGUAGGAAGCUUACAGAUUCGAUGAUGUAAAUUUGCUGUCGUAGACUCUGUAUAGGCCAUCAUUGAAUCUAAUGUGACUAAUACUAUCCUCCUUGAUCAUAGAUUCUAUGAAGGAUGUCAUGUGUAGCACUGAGCUCUUGCCGAGUUUGCACUCAUAAUCCUCUCAUGAUAUUCUUUGAAUUAGAAAAUGACCUGUUAACAUUGUUACCGUUGCUAUGUUUCUAAUAAAGCUGUAAAUAGUUACUAUUUUUGUAUGUUCCAGAGGUUUUGAAUAAAGUUGGUGAUAAUUUGUACAAA
This is a messenger RNA of Lineus longissimus, 2121 nucleotides long. Its product is annotated as calsequestrin-1-like. Gene Ontology annotation, biological process: regulation of release of sequestered calcium ion into cytosol. NCBI's taxonomy places the organism in Eukaryota, Metazoa, Nemertea, Pilidiophora, Heteronemertea, Lineidae. The coding region runs from base 136 to 1416 and encodes 426 amino acids. The record is from RefSeq and is a predicted model, not a curated record. Gene Ontology annotation, cellular component: sarcoplasmic reticulum lumen. The transcript is spliced from 10 exons. Gene Ontology annotation, molecular function: calcium ion binding.